GCCUACGAGGCGAAGAUCGCCGCGGCGGGCGGCUUCGACCUCGUCUUCUGCUCCACGGGCGGCGACGGCCACGUCGCGCGCAACGAGCCCGGGUCCUCGCUCAAGUCGCGGACGCGGCCCAAAACUUUAGCCCACGACACGAAGUCGCAGCUCGCGGAGCGCUGGCAGUGCCCCGUCGGGGACGUGCCGUCCGUGGCGCUCACCGUGGGCGUCGGCACGAUCAUGGGCGCGCGCCGCGUGCUCGUGCUCUUCGCGUCCGUGCACCGCGCGUACGCGCUCGAGCGGUGCCUCGAGCACGGCAUCAACCACAUGUUCCCCGUGUCCAUGCUCCAGCAGCACCCGGAGGUGACCUUCGCCUGCGACGAGGACGCCACCUUCGAGCUCCGCGUCAAGACCGUCAAGUACUUCAAGGGCCUC
Messenger RNA from Aureococcus anophagefferens, 417 nucleotides. RefSeq lists its product as hypothetical. Gene Ontology annotation, cellular component: cytoplasm. Gene Ontology annotation, molecular function: glucosamine-6-phosphate deaminase activity; identical protein binding. Lineage: Eukaryota; Pelagophyceae; Pelagomonadales; Pelagomonadaceae. The record is from RefSeq and is a predicted model, not a curated record. The annotation marks the transcript as partial. The transcript has a single exon. Gene Ontology annotation, biological process: N-acetylneuraminate catabolic process; D-glucosamine catabolic process; N-acetylglucosamine catabolic process.